AUGCCCAAUAUUGAAAAUUUAGAAAGAAAUAAAUUCACCAAUAAAUUUACUAAACCUACUAUCCAAGCUCACCGGGAAGAAAUCCUCUAUCGGGAAGAUAUCAAAACCUCCUUUGGUUAUGCCAUUGCGGGCCUGACUAUCUCGCUGGCUAUUGCGGGUGGAGUCUAUGUCAUCGCCGAGAAUGAACCAGAAUUAGAAAAUAAUAGAAUAGACACUGAACCAAGCCCGCAGGAAAAACCCGAACCAGAUAAUAACCAGCCCGAACCUGACUCAAUUAGGAA
Molecule: messenger RNA, 281 nt
Organism: Ambispora gerdemannii
Lineage: Eukaryota; Fungi; Glomeromycota; Glomeromycetes; Archaeosporales; Ambisporaceae
Source: the annotation of a GenBank genome assembly